ACGCUUUACACAAAUAUUUCCAUCUAAAUAAUGGUUACUGUCGGUAUUCCCAUGGCAAAAUGGCGGCUAUGCACCAUGGUGCCACCGCCGCCGCCACCGCCCUCCACCGCCGUCGAUUCACGCACGAGAAUAUCAGUCUCGUGAAACCAGUUUUCUUCGUUUACAGCUCUUCCGCUUCGUUCCCAUCUAAACAAGCCCGAAGAAGAAACCAUCUCCGCCAAAAAAUCCUCAAAACCCUUAAAAAUCCCAUUAUCCCCAAAUUACCGCCUGCAAACCCGAUAGUCCCCGUUGAACCCCCACCUCAAGAGAUCGAUUUGAAUCAGGAAAUUAAAGAAUUUGAGAAGUCUGAAAACGAAGAAGCUCGAGAAUUGCAAGAACUGAAGGAGGCGGAGGUUUCACCGCCCGCCGGAGUUGGGAUUGAUGGAGGAAUUGGUCUAGCCGGUAAAGAUUCAAUCUUGAAAUAUGGGUGGUGGUUUGUUGGAGCUUUCGUGUUCCAGACAGUUUGUGCUGUUCUGUUUGUUGGUUUGGAUGAUACUGACAAUAAAAGGGAAAUUGUGAAUGGAAGUGGUGAAUUGAGGGCUGUUUUGGAUGAAACUGCGAGUGUGAAAACGGGGUUGAGAGAUAGUGUUAUUGGAGAUGGAAAUGUUAAUGUGGAGAAAUUGGAGAUGGAGAGGAAAAUUGAGGAAAUUCGGAUAAUGGCAAGGGAGGCGAGGGAAAAGGAAAGAUUGCAGUCGAAUAGGAAUGGUAAUGAUGGUGAGGAUGGUGAGGAUGAUGAGGGGUCUGAUGGGGGGAAAAUUGUCAAGAGUGGGAUAGCAGAGGAGGUAGAUUGUACAAUGGUGAGGUUGAAGAAGAAGCUAGGGAAAACGCGCUUCAAAACACCAUUGGUUGUGCAUUCAAAUGAGGAGACGAAGAGAGGCGGUGAUGAGGUUGAGAAGGGUGCUUUAUUAUAUAAAAAGAAAUAUAAAUACAAAGAUUUUUCUGGUGAUACAAUGGAGAAACCUAAAGGUUUUGUAGGUUUAGAUGAUAGUAGAGUUAAUGGAGAUGUAAAGGAAAGGAGUGAGUUAUUUACAAGUGGGAAUGGUGAUGAUGAUGGAGAGAGGCAGGCUGAACUGUCUAAUGAUGAUCCGAAGGGAUCUGAUGCAGUUCUUGUAGUGGAAGAGGAUAACAAGAAAGGGAUUUCAGGAGCAACCGAAUCCACUAGGAAUACGAGGAGUAAGGUGACAAAAGAGAGAGGGACGAGCAGGCAAGGAAAGAGAAAGGGUGUCGCAAAAGCCAAGGUGGUAGAUGGAAAAGCUAGUGAUCUCGACGCUGCAGAGGUAUCCGAUAAGCUGUCUACUGGAAAUGGUUCUUUUAGAGGCAAAGGAUUUGGAAAUACUAAAUCAGCAAUUAAAAGCAAAAGCGAUACUGGCCUCUGGUGGUUGAAUCUUCCUUUCGUUCUAGUUAUUUUCAUGCAAAGACGCACCAGUGGUAAAGGGCUUUACACGUUGAAAAGCAUUUCAAGCACAGACGAGCAGGUAUCUUACAUUGUAGCUUUUGAGGAUCGGGUUGAUGCAACCAACUUCUGUUAUCUUCUGGAAUCGUUCUUUGAGGAUUUGGGAGAUUUCAAAGCUGAUGUUGCUCCAUUAACUGUCAAAGAACUAAAAGAUGCAGUGAAAUCACAUUCCUUUAGGGCGCUUGUCGUGAAGAGAGGGAAACUUCAGCUCUAUGCAGGACAACCACUCGCCGAUGCUGAGAUGGCAUUACGAGCCAUGAUUGAGCAAGGCUGAACAGCUCUAUGCACCUCCCACUAUGUUACGAUGGCGGAAGGAGUUUUGUAGUUUUUGUAUGUUUUCUUGAGAGUUGGGAAAGUAGUUUUUGGAUUUUGAAGAGCAUUAUUGUACUAGCUUAUUUCCAUUUUUGAUUUGAUUCAAAUUCACAACUGUGUUAGAAGUUUUUUGUGAAUGAUAACAAAAUCUUUGAAUUCUUUA
Molecule: messenger RNA, 1967 nt
Organism: Salvia miltiorrhiza (redroot sage)
Lineage: Eukaryota; Viridiplantae; Streptophyta; Magnoliopsida; Lamiales; Lamiaceae
Exons: 4
Coding region: 60-1766 (568 amino acids)
Source: RefSeq, a predicted model, not a curated record